UACUUCCGUUGUUAAAGAGAAUGCUUAUUUCUAUCGCAGUUUUGACUGUUGCCGUAGUUUUAUUUGUUUUGUUCGUGUAUAACAAGUGUUAUACUCAACAUUCUAAAACAAAGCUGUAUUGCAAAGACAAUCUUAUAAAAAAUGCCUUAUUACGUAUAACUCCAGCUAUAAAAGAAGACUUUGUACCAACCUUCUGGGCAAGCAGUAGCUUUCUUCAAACUUGGAUGAGGACGUUAAUUCGUAUAAUUCAUACAAACGAAUUAGUAACUAAACGCCAGUACGUUGAAAUGCGAGAUGAUGGCAUAACAUCUCUUGAUUUUAUUUAUCGUGAUGAAGUAAUCAGCGAUAAUGAAACCAAACCUAUUCUUGUCAUUAUUCCAAGCGCUUUGAACACGCAUCGAAAAUCGUAUACUCAAUUGUGUAAUCUCGCAAUUAGCAAUGGUUAUAGGCCAAUAGUUUUUAAUAAAAGAGGUUAUUCUAAAACACCAUUAUCUCAUUUAUCUCCGCUAUCUAGUGAGUCAGAUUUUGAUGAUACGUUCGCUUAUAUAAGUAAAAAAUAUCCUUUUAGCGACCUCUAUGUCAUUGCGUACUCAAUGGAAGCAACCAACUUUGUUAAUUGUUUGUACGAAUACGAUCCAUGUCCACGAAUUCUUGGCGUUGUCUGCAUUUCUGCGACAUUUGGUUGCGAAAAUUUUACAAAAAAUCUUUCAAUCAAAGAACCGUACAACCGAUUAUUAACAGAAAAAUUAAAAUCGAUCUACUUGCAACAUUCGGUUGUAAAAGAAAGUUUCAACUACAAUUUAAUCCAAAGUUGUAAAGCUGUGGACGAGCUGCAAAAACAAAUUAGUAAAUCUGGGUAUAAGUUAUACCGACCCAUUCCUAAAACAAACACUUUUUUUACACCGGUGUUGUUCAUUAACUCCGUAGACGAUCCAGUUGUUCCAGUUCAAUGUUUACCUUACUCUAUAGUUUCUAAAUUAGAUAAUUGUUUUCUUCUUACAACUGAAAAAGGAGGUCAUUGCGGUUUUUAUGAAGGAGUUGUUCCUUUGUGUUGGGCCGAAAAAAUUGCUUUAAACUUUUUCGAAAAAGCAGCAAACAACAAAAAAUUAUUCUCUUCUACAAUGCACGGAUCAAGAUCAAGAAGCGCAACUUGUUAUUAAAUCGACUCAAAAUAAUGGUAACUUUGACCAAUUUACUUACAGAAAUGUUUCCCCAAAAUAUUACCUUUUCGUACAAUAAACAAUCGGAAAAAAUUUUAAUGUUACUUAAAUACGCCUUACUUUACAAAUCGCAAAAUGGCUAUGACAUAAUAGUCAUCAUUGUUUAGUAAAUAAAAUAAACAAAUUAUUAUAACUUUGCAAACAAACGAAAGAGUAAUAUAGCAAAAAAGUAUUACAAAAAAAUAGAAAUAGUUUUAGGAACCCCAAAUUUAUAAAUAGAAAGCGCAUACGGAAAUUUUAUUGAAGCUAAUUGUGGCCUACCACGAUGGUAAAGAUAUUAAACAACGGAUAUAUAUAAAAUUAUUAUUGAUUUUUAAUUUUUUUACUUUUUU
Molecule: messenger RNA, 1552 nt
Organism: Hydra vulgaris (swiftwater hydra)
Lineage: Eukaryota; Metazoa; Cnidaria; Hydrozoa; Anthoathecata; Hydridae
Source: RefSeq, a predicted model, not a curated record